Molecule: messenger RNA, 717 nt
Organism: Cooperia oncophora
Lineage: Eukaryota; Metazoa; Nematoda; Chromadorea; Rhabditida; Trichostrongylidae
Source: the annotation of a GenBank genome assembly
AUGCAUCUCGACUUCCGAGUAGAUGAAUUGCGAGGAAUUUCUGAUGCACUACGACUGGAUUUCGAUGUAUCGCAAAUUAAUUCUAAGGAUCAUGUGUUAACUGUUGAAGUUAGUAGUGAAGAAGACGUAAGGAAGAUCCUUUCGAGAUCACUGCUCCUAAAAUCUGCUUACUUCCACAUGCUUUCUGCCAGUUCUUACGAUGAUCUGUGUAAAGAAGUGCUGAAUCAUGCAAAAUCUUUUGAGGCGUUCGACUGUGCCGACCAAUCAUUCAGUGUGAAAGUGCGACCGAUCGGACGAAAGAAAGGUGUUAACUGUUUGGGAAUAGCUGAGAAAUUCGCUUCAAUUCUUCCACUUAACGACGCUCCUGUUGACUUGAACGCACCUCGUAAUGCUUUUUAUAUACUGGAAGAAUUUUCGGAUCCCUGUGCAUCAGAGCCUCAACGACUUUUCUUCUGCAGAUUGAUAGGUGAUGGCCAGUCCAAGUUGAAAUCCCUCUAUGAUAUCAAAACGAGACAGUACAUUGGAAAUACAACGAUGGAUCCAGAGCUAGCAUUCAUCCAGGGCAAUAUCACUUCGAUUAGGCCGAACGACCUAGUAUUGGAUCCAUUCAUGGGUACAGGUGGAUUGUUGCUUCCGGCUGCUGAGUUUGGUGCUUAUACCAUUGGCACGGAAAUUAACUACCAAAUAGCUAAGGCAAUCGGUUCGUGGUCUCUCUGA